AUGAAGUUCUCUGCCGCUUGGUGUCUCCCAGCCCUGCUGGCCCCUACACUUGCUGCCAGCAUCGCCAACGGCAACGCUCCGCUUGUCACCAGGAACGAUGACCUUGCCGUUCCCGGCGAGUCUCCCCUCGAGUUUUGCGAUGGCGAUCGUUCAUCGCAUCUUGUAAUCAUCAACAAAGUCGACCUUUCGCCCAACCCACCCGCAGCUGGACAGGACUUGGUGAUCAAAGCCGAGGGCAUCGUUAAAGAGAAGAUUGAGGAGGGCGCCUAUGUCUCCCUCGCUGUCAACUAUGGACUUAUUCGUCUCAUCACAACAGACGCCGAUCUCUGCGAACAGAUUGGCAACGUCGACUUGGAAUGCCCUGUCGAGGCUGGCAAACUAGUCAUCACCAAGACCGUCGAGCUGCCCGCCCAAAUUCCACCUGGCACAUACACUGUCGUUGCCGACGUCUUCACAGCUGACCAGAGGCGCAUUACUUGCCUCAAGGCUAGCGUCACCUUCGGCCGAACUGGCUUCUUCAACAACGAUCUCUAA
This is a messenger RNA of Clonostachys rhizophaga, 534 nucleotides long. Lineage: Eukaryota; Fungi; Ascomycota; Sordariomycetes; Hypocreales; Bionectriaceae. The record is from the annotation of a GenBank genome assembly.